UGCGCAUCAAAAGGCGGAUGUGAGACUUAAACAUGGCAACAAAUCACAUAACUAAAGGAAGUGGAGCUCAUACGCACUAAAUGUUUGUGUUUUAUGUAACUCGUAGGACUUAAGAAGAAAUACAUUUUUGUUUGUUGUUAUUUGGCUCAGAAGAAGAGGUUAACCCGUCACGGUGAAUAUGGAGCUGUAAGUUUGGUCUGAAUCCUCAGAAGUCGAGCCCUUCCCAGGGCCCUUUGGGGCCCAGGAAGAGGAUGCAUCGUGGUGGGGAUAAGGACUUCCAGAUAUCAGCAAGAAAGAUGGGCACGUCCUUGCUCUUCCAGCUGUCGGCUCAUGAACGAGAGCUGGAUUUGGUUUUUCUGGACCACAGCUAUGCCAAGCCAUGGAAUGCUCACCCUGAUGCCAGUAGCGCCCGGCCCACGAGGACACUGUUUGUCACCCCUCGUCGCCAGCCUGAACCCUUGUCAGAUUCUGAUCCUUUAAUAGACGUGGAGACAGUCACACCUAUACCUGUUCCUCUAUAUGAUAAUCACAAAGCUCUUAGUGUGAUGAAGGAGUGUGAACGGCAUGUCCUGUUUGCUCGCACUGUUGCUGAUAGUCCCCCACCCCCCGAUGACUGGGAGGAACAUAUAAACAAAACUGGAUGGUCAGUGGCUCAGAACAAAUUGUUCAAUAAAGUCCUUAAAGCUCUGCAAGCUGAAAGACUAGCCCGCCUGGCCAAUGAACAUGCUUCCAAUGAGCCAAUUUUGCGGAGGAUAGCUGUGGACAAGUGUGCCAGAAAGGUGCGGCAUGCACUAGCAAGUGUGAACUGGGACACCAAACUGACACAGUGGUUACACACCACCAUGAUUGAAUCCCUGAGUCUCGCCAUGCUCGCUGCUUACCUGGAUGUGCUGCAGACUCUCAAAAGCAAGUUGCCCUCACUGAUUGACAGAAUGUUGCUAACAACAUCCGCAAAGACUGGUGCUCCAAGUGCAGAGGCCCUGUCACUGUUACUGAAACGUCCCUGGGACCCAGCUGUUGGAGUUCUGUCUCAAAACAAACCGAGCAAGCUUCCUGGAUCCCCACUCAUCCUAAUUGCACCAUCAAGUCCAACUAAUCCUGCCCUAUCCACCUCGCGGCGAAUGAGAUUCUGGCAGUCGCAGCUCUCCUGUUUGGGAAAGGUCAUCCCAGUCCACACUCAUGUGAACAGUGGAGCCAAUAUUGGCAUAACUCAGUGUCUGGAACACAUGUUGGGCACCGUCAGAGCCAAGGUCAUGGAGGUUCACAGUCACUUCCCUCACAAACCUAUCAUCUUGGUUGGCUGGAACGCUGGUGCUCUCAUUGCUUGUCAUGUAUCCCUCAUGGAGUAUCUGACAGCUGUGGUGUGUCUCGGCUUCCCCCUGCUAACAGUCAACGGGCCAAGAGGGGAUGUGGAUGACCCACUGCUGGACAUGAAGACUCCAGUGUUGUUUGUGGUUGGCCAGAAUGCUCUGCAGUGCAGCAUCGAAGGCAUGGAAGAGUUCAGAGAGAAACUGAGGGCAGACAACAGCAUGGUGGUGGUGGGAGGAGCUGACGACAACCUCAGAAUCAACUCAGCAAAGAUGAAAUCAGAGGGACUGACACAGACCAUUGUGGAUCGCUGCAUUCAGGAUGAGAUUGCUGACUUCUUGUCAGGAGUCCUUACACGGGCAGAGGGCCAUGGCCAUGGCUCAGGGGAGAUGAGGGACCUGGACACAGAGAAGAAGAAGAGGCCUCGGCGGGAGUUUCCCUUUGACAUGGAGAGAGGACGACCUUCCUCCCCUGCGCUUAGAGUCCCCAUCUCACCAUCAGGCUCAGAGGAUCUGUCUAGUGUCUGCAGCAGUCCCACUUCAAGCCCCAAACCCAAGACGUCUGGCCUGUCUCCAGCUCAGAAGUCCAGUCUGAUCACAGCAACACAACUCCUCAAGACACACAUGCAGCGCUCCGGCACGGUGCUCACACACAAGCAGGCCCAAGCUCAGUUUGCUGCUUUUAUGAAACAAAACAUGCUUGUGAGGAAAAAUCUUCCUCCUGGCACCCCUCCUUGUAUUUUUGUGCCAGUGCCCAGUGAUCAGAUGGAGGGCCUGGACAGAGAUGAACUGCGGUCCCAUGGAAAGAGGAGGCAGACACCCAGUCCCACGCCAAGCAAAGCCUCCAAGAGAGCCAAGAUCAAGGUCACCAUUGUUUCCCAAAGCGAAUCAGCAGGGGGCGCCAUCAGCCCCGCUACACAGGAAGUGGGUGUCUCUGGGAAGCCCCUAACAGUGACCGUGGGACAGACUGUGCCUGGAGCCAAGGAGCUCUCUGGACUUCUAACAGGCCAGCGGUCUGGUAGUCUCUCAGAGGUGUCUGGUGCCCUGUCCCCAGGCUCAAGCUCAUUCAACAGCGUGCAGCCUUGCAUGGUGUCAGGGUCCUCCACACCAGUCCAGGCGCAAGCUCCGGCUACUGCCCAAGCGCCUUCCGCCAGCAGUCUGCUACAAGGCCUAAGUUUCAGUCUUCAGGAGAUCGUCACCAAAGCUCCUAGUUUGCCCUCCACAGCAGCCAACACAGGCAGCGCACAGGCGGUUUGUGGCCAGGGUCAAGUCCUGACCUCCGUCGGUACCAGCAGCAGCACUUUGCUCCGGGCGGUGCCUGUGGUCACCACUGGAGGAGUGGCUAAAACCACCGCCAUCCACCAACUGCUCACCAAUGGCGGGCUGGCCAAACUUGCCAGCAGCUUGCCCGGCUUGGCGCACAUCACCAACCAGACCGCUGUAGGGCAGAAAGCCCCCACUUCUAUAACAGUGACCCUUCGAGGAGCCCAGCCGAGCAGAGUGGGUUCAUUCAGCCAAGCUGCAGUGAAAAUCUCAGACCAAGAUUUUCAUUUGGCGACACACCUGAUCCAACUAGCUGCUGUGCCAGGGGCAGCUGGGAACCACAGCCUGCUGAUGAGACUGAUCCCUCCCUGCAAUGAUGAACACACCACCACACAACACGCAGAGCACCUGCCUCGCAUCCUCCAGAGGGCUCCCCUGUCAUGCUGGUUGCACAAGGCCUCUGCAGUCGCUGUCGGCUGUGGCUGAGGCACCGUGAUGCUUUAACGUUUCUGCCCUCUUCUUACACCUUUGAAUUCAGUGAGCAAAGUCUGACAGCAAGCUGUCCAACACAAUCACACAUCAUCCUCUGGGGAGAACAACACUGUGUUAUGUGAGGAUAAACUGCAACCUGUGACAAUACAACUGUGCUGCCCUACAAGAGGACAGCUGUGCCUACAUCUCUACUAAAAUAAGAUAGAAACCUUUAGCUUCUUCUGUGUGCACAUUAAGGUUAAAUCCUUUUCAUUUAGCAUAGGCCUAGAUAAGUAUGAUUAGCAGCUUGUGUGUAGAGCAUUUUUGUGCAAUAACUACAUUUAAAUGGCUUUAAUAUUCUUUAUCACAGUAAUUAUAUCCAUAUCAUGACAGUAAUUAAUGAUAAUUGCUUUUUCUUUCUUAUUUUUCUAUCUAUAACAGGCCUCAAAUAUGUUAGAGUAAGAACUAAAUUACAGAGGUGAUUGCAGAAGCAGUAUAUUGUUAAAACUGCCUGGCGUUGAUUGUGCACCAGUGUAGUGCUGUCGUUGAAUAAUAUGCACUAUGCUCUCCAAAAGCUGCAGUACAUGAACAGGGCAUGUCUGUCAGUAUAUGAUCAACACUGCUUGUGUCCUGUAUAACCACAUGUUCCAUGAUCUAAACUGAAGGCAAUAUUUUUAAUCUGCACUGUGUCAUCCCUUCAACACUGUAUAUGGACUUUUUGUUUGAAACCGCCACAGUAAACAAAAAGCCUGAAGACA
Messenger RNA from Thunnus maccoyii (southern bluefin tuna), 3799 nucleotides. It is a transcript of the gene kansl3, whose product is annotated as KAT8 regulatory NSL complex subunit 3. The coding region runs from base 252 to 3056 and encodes 934 amino acids. Gene Ontology annotation, cellular component: NSL complex. NCBI's taxonomy places the organism in Eukaryota, Metazoa, Chordata, Actinopteri, Scombriformes, Scombridae. Gene Ontology annotation, biological process: positive regulation of transcription by RNA polymerase II. The transcript has 22 exons. The record is from RefSeq and is a predicted model, not a curated record.